ACGAGGACGGGAAAAAAACAUAAUGGAUUCCACGAAAUUCUGAUAAACGAAAAACUGGCGUACGUUUUCUGUAUUUUCUGCUUCUGUGGCGUUUACGUCAAGGAUUGGAAAAAUCUUUCAGUGUACAAAAGGACCAGCACAACGUGGGUCGCUUUUCUUUUCUUCCAUUCCUCACAUUCCAUUGUCUUCUCCCCAGACUUUCUCGCUUUGUCUAUGUUUUGUUCCUCGGUUUUCUCGGUUAAAGUUUCGAGCUUCUCCCAGAAUUUGUCGCUCAGAUAAGUUUUUUCCCGAUAGAAUCACAGUGGGUUGUCAGGUUUGGAUAGUAAUAUCCGUUUGCUUUCGAAUUCGACUUGCGAGCUGGUCAAAAACCAAAAAGAAAAAAAGAAAGAAUUCGGUUUGUGUUGUUCUUCUCUGUGUUUGGAUUCGAGAAAAGCAAAAAAGGGGGAAAAAUCCUUAUUUGCAUUGUCUGUGUUCUGAUUCUCUCAAACUUCAACCAUUCUGACUACUAGAGGACAGCCUAGUCGGUCUCCCGAAGCAGAACUUUCAAGAUUUCCAAGUUUAUUUUCCAAUAUAUGCUAUUGAUUUGCCUGUAUAAAUCUGGUAGCUCUAUCUAUCAUUUAGUUGGCUUUUGAUAUCUGAAGCUUUUCGUCUAUCUUGUCUCUGAAGGACUUGUAUUAGUGGGGUUUGGAUUGGUUAUUAUCUUGUGUAUGCACUUCAAUUGGAAAUUAUCUUUUGUACAGUGUCAAUUUUUUCUGGGUUAGGUUCUUUACUGUUCAAUUUCUGGGUCCAAAUGGGAAACAAAAAGAAGCAAGUUGCGGAAAAAUCAAGUGAUAACAGUGGAAGUCAAAGUAAAGCAGGAGAUAGCAGCUCCAAAGCUUAUGAUAAGGACACUGAGGUAUUUAUUUCCAUGUCUCAAGAGUUAAAGGGUGAAGGGAACAAGCUGUUCCAAAAGAGAGAUCAUGAAGGAGCUCUCAUAAAAUAUGAGAAAGCCAUCAAAUUGCUUCCAAGAAAUCAUAUAGAUGUGUCCUGUCUGAGGAGUUAUAUGGCCGCAUGCUAUAUGCAGAUGGGACUCAGUGAAUAUCCAAGGGCCAUUCAUGAAUGCAAUUUGGCUCUUGAAGUUACUCCAAAGUACAGUAAAGCCCUUUUGAAGAGAGCAAGGUGCUAUGAGGCUUUAAAUAGUCUGGAUUUAGCUCUGAGAGAUGUUAGUACUGUACUGAAGAUGGAGCCAAACAAUAUCAUGGCAUUGGAAAUUUUGGAGAAGGUGAAAAAUACACUUGAGGAAAAGGGGUUAAAAGUAGCUGGUAUGGCAAUUGAGUUGCCUUCUGAUCAUGCUGAACCUCCUUGCGUGCCUCAAGAAGUAGUGAAAGAGAAGAAACGCAAGAAGAGCCGAAAGGUUGAGUCGAUGAAUGCGGAUAAUGUUGGUGUUGAAAAGCUCGCAGAGGAGAAGAUGGAAGACAAGAAAGCAGAGGACAGUUUUGAGAAGAAGAAGGCUGUGAGCAAAUCCAAGGAGAAGUUGGAAGACAAGAAGGCAGAGCACAGUGUUGAGCAGAAGAAGGCUGUGAACAAAUCCAAAAAGAAGGUGGCCAAGGAAAAGUUUGAUGAGAAGAAGGCUGACGAUAUAAAGGAGGUUGUUGAGGAAAAUUUUAAUGGUAGAGAAAAGGAAGAUGCAGCUAAGAAAAUAGUGAAACUUGUUUUUGGUGAGGACAUUAGAUAUGCAGAAUUGCAAGUCAACUGCAGUCUCCAGCACCUAAGGGAAGUUAUCAGUGACCGAUUUCCAAGCCUAGGAGCAGUUCUUGUCAAAUACAGGGAUCAAGAAGGUGAUUUAGUCACAAUCACUUCUGAUGAAGAAUUACGAUGGGCUGAAAGAUCAGCUGGAUCAGAUAGUUCUAUCCGCCUAUACAUAGUGGCUGCCAAUCCUGAGCAGGAUCCAUUGUUUGAGAAAAUUAAUGAAAAGAAGGAGCAAAAGCCUGUCAUUGAUAAUGCACAUGAGAAUGGUUGUGUGGUAAAAGAAGAGGAAAUGAUUAGGUCAUCUUGCAUUGAGGAUUGGAUAAUCCAAUUUGCUCAACUGUUCAAGAACUAUGUUGGAAUUGAAUCUGAUAGAUAUUUAGAUUUUCAUGAACUCGGAAUGAAACUGUAUUCCGAGGCUAUGGAGGAGACAGUUACAAGUGAAGAAGCACAAAGCCUAUUUGACAUGGCGGGAGCUAAGUUCCAAGAAAUGGCAGCUUUAGCAUUGUUCAAUUGGGGAAAUGUUCACAUGUCCAGAGCAAGGAAGAAAGUGAAUUUCACAGAAGAAACUUCUAAUGAGCAUCUGCAUGAACAGAUAAAAAAUUCAUAUGAUUGGGUGCAGCAAGAAUAUAAAAGUGCAGGAGAAAAAUAUGAAGAAGCCAUUAAAAUUAAACCUGAUUUUUAUGAAGGCUUCCUGGCACUUGGGCAACAGCAGUUUGAGCAAGCAAAACUUUCUUGGUAUUAUGCAAUUAGCGUGAAUGUUGAGUUAGCAACAUGGCCAUCUACCGACAUUCUUCAACUUUACAACAAUGCUGAGGAAAACAUGGAGAAAGGAUUGCAGAUAUGGGAAGAAUCAGAAGAGAGAUGCUUGGAUGGAGAUUCUCAAUCAAAGGAUAUCAAAUUACAUAUACGGAAUAUGGGAUUGGAUUGCCCAGUGCAAAAUAUAUCAUCAGAAGAAAUUGCAGCUCAGGCAGCAACUUUGAGGUCCCAAAUAAAUAUCCUUUGGGGUACCAUGCUAUAUGAGCGUUCAAUCAUGGAAUUCAAAUUAGGGCUGCCAGUAUGGCACGAAUGUCUUGAAGUUGCAGUUGAGAAGUUUGAACUUGCUGGAGCUUCUCCAACGGAUAUAGCUGUAAUGUUGAAGAACCACUGUUCAAAUAAUACUGCUGCAGAAGGUCUAGGAUUCAACAUUGAUGAAAUAGUACAAGCUUGGAAUGAGAUGUAUGAAGCUAGAAGGUGGCAGAGUCAAGUUUCAUCGGUUCAUUUGGAACCCUUAUUCAGAAGGCGAGCUUCAAAAAUUUAUCAUGCCUUAGAGCUUGCAUGAUUUUCUCCCUAUUCUCCACGUUGAUGGGCAACAACAAAGCCAAUACUAACGUAGCUGUUGCAUGCUUGGAUUGCUGUUUUGUCAUAGAAAGAUUUUUCUCUUGUCACUUACAGGAGUUGAGUCAAUUUUAUAUCUAUAGAAAGGAGCUAUUCUUUGCAGUGCACUUAGGUGUUCCAUUUCCAAGAACGUAAGAGUUCUUUGUCUUGCAUGACACUUUGGGAAGAAUAUGGAGUUAUAGCAACUUAUAUUUAGUUACUACAAGUGUGGAAACACGACAAAUGGUUGUUCAUGUUUCCAAACAGGUCUUUAGUUUUUGCUUUACGUGCAUUGACUUCUGUAGUUCUGUUGGAGUGUCAGUUUUUAAUGAUUAGGAUAUUAAUGUUGUACCAAAAGCAGUUAAGAGAUUCGCUUGCCUUCUAGUUCUGUAAGUUAUCAAGUUGUAACUUUUCAUUAAGUCAUUGUUUCUAGUUAUUUUUUGUUGUCUGUAUACAGUAUUAUAAUGUCAUUCCACUAUUGGCAAACUCAAUUAAAGUGGCUUUUCAAAGAUGCCUUUCUACA
Molecule: messenger RNA, 3604 nt
Organism: Prosopis cineraria
Lineage: Eukaryota; Viridiplantae; Streptophyta; Magnoliopsida; Fabales; Fabaceae
Product: protein PHOX1-like
Exons: 3
Coding region: 791-3046 (751 amino acids)
Molecular function (GO): protein binding
Source: RefSeq, a predicted model, not a curated record